Molecule: messenger RNA, 1375 nt
Organism: Drosophila santomea
Lineage: Eukaryota; Metazoa; Arthropoda; Insecta; Diptera; Drosophilidae
Product: aminoacylase-1-like
Exons: 6
Coding region: 80-1285 (401 amino acids)
Biological process (GO): amino acid metabolic process
Cellular component (GO): cytoplasm
Molecular function (GO): aminoacylase activity
Source: RefSeq, a predicted model, not a curated record
GAACUGAGCUCGGACACUAGCUAACACAACUCAGUAUGCCGCCAGCUGUCAGUCGCAACAGAUCGUACAUAGGAGUGAAAUGGCCACCAGCAAGUGGGAAUCCGACGAGGAGAUACAGUACUUCCGCGAGUAUCUGCGCAUCCCAAGUGUUCAUCCCGAUCCGGACUAUGCACCAUGUGUCGAGUUCCUAAGACAACAGGCAAAUCUGAUGGAUCUGCCGAUAAAAGUGUAUUACCCAGCAAAUGAACAGAAUCCCGUGGUGGUUUUGACAUGGGAAGGCCUCGAUCCCGAGUUGCCCAGCAUUCUGCUAAACUCCCAUAUGGACGUGGUGCCCGUGUUCCCGGAAAAUUGGACACACCCACCAUUUGGAGCCGACAUCGAUGAGGAGGGUCGCAUUUUCGCCAGGGGAACACAGGAUAUGAAGUCCGUGGGAAUGCAGCACCUCGCCGCCAUUAGAGCGCUGAAAAGAAGUGGAGCGAAAUUCAAACGAACCAUCCACAUCUCAUUUGUGGCGGAUGAGGAGAUGGGCGGUCGCUAUGGCAUGCGACCUUUUGUGCCCACGGACGAUUUCCGUGCUCUUAAUGUGGGAUUUGCAAUGGACGAGGGACUGGCUUCACCCGAUGAGCAUCUUCCCCUUUUCUAUGCAGAGCGAGCAGUUUGGCGUGUGUACUUCAACAUCGGUGGAACUGCGGGCCACGGAUCGCUUUUGCUGCCCAAUACAGCUGGUGUUAAGCUGAACUACAUAGUGGGGAAGAUGAUGGAGUUUCGCAGGAGUCAGGUGCAGAGGUUGGAGAAUAAUCCAGAUUUGGUCAUUGGCGAUGUCACGACCAUUAACUUGACCAAAAUUGCUGGCGGAGUUCAGAGCAAUGUGGUGCCUCCUUCGCUGAUGGUCUGCUUCGAUUGCCGCUUGGCUCUGGACGUGGAUUUCGAGGAGUUUGAAGCUAAUCUGCACAAAUGGUGUGACGAUGUGGGUGGUGGCAUCGAGAUCACCUACGAGCAGAAGCAGCCCAAAGUCCCGCCCACCGCCAUCGACGAUAGUAAUCCUUUCUGGCUGGCUUUCAAGAAAGCCACCGAUGAGAUGCACAUCUCCAUCAAGCCACAAAUAUUUACCGGCGGCACUGACAGCAGAUACAUCCGUGCCGUUGGCAUCCCAGCCUUGGGCUUCUCCCCCAUGAACAACACACCUGUGCUCCUCCACGAUCACGAUGAGUUCAUUCAGGCGGACAUCUAUCUGCGCGGUGUGCAGAUAUUUCAGAGAAUUAUUAGCAACGUAGCUAAUGCCUAGUUAAUCCCUCUUAAAUGGUAUACAUAUUUUUGUUUGUUGUAUAUGAUAACGGUUAUAAGAUAAAUAAACUCACUGAAACAAUGGCUAUUU